Molecule: messenger RNA, 1935 nt
Organism: Papilio machaon (common yellow swallowtail)
Lineage: Eukaryota; Metazoa; Arthropoda; Insecta; Lepidoptera; Papilionidae
Gene: snky
Product: protein sneaky
Exons: 12
Coding region: 1-1935 (644 amino acids)
Cellular component (GO): membrane
Source: RefSeq, a predicted model, not a curated record
AUGACGUCACAGAACAACACGCACAAAAAAAAAAUCGCUCGAUUGCCAGCUUCUACCAUAAAUAAUAUUGGAUAUAGUAUAGGUGUCGGUAACGCGUCGUCGAUCCAAAUGCGCUGUAUAUCUCUGCUUAUACUGCCCAUGUACUGCGGCAAGGCGGGCCGUGGCGUGCUCAAAGCUGUCGUACUCACAUACGUUAUAGCAGGUCCUAUAACGAACAUGGGUUACAACGCCAAGGAGGUUGUCCGCGUGUUCGCUUGCAGCGCCCAGCUCUCCUACAACUUGUCCGUGCUAAGAUACAAGUUGAUGGCGGGUCCGAUAAAGAAAGCAAUACUCGCCUCUAGGUCGCAAAUUAAUGUGUUCAAGGAUACGUUUAGGUCUAUCGAUGAAAUAAUAACACCAAUAGAGAAUGAAAUAGAAGGAACAGAAGAACUGGUACAGAUAAUGCGACGUAAUAUUAUUGAAGAUUUUGUUGAUAAAAAGUAUCUCACAAGGGAAGGAAACUAUACUAGGGAUACAAGUGAAAGUUUUCUGCUACAAGAAAAAUAUCUCAACAAACUAUCGUACCGGUGCAAGGAGCUAAUAUCCCGCGGGAUAAAUAAAUGCGAGAAGAUGUUCGUCACCGCUUUCGAUGAAUGCUACUCCGCUGCGCACGGGCACUUCGAUCACAGCGUGUGUUGGCCUCUGAACACACAGACGGCCUGUGAUCUGAGACGGUUUCUUAAUGGAAGUCAGCUAUGCGAUACCAUUGAUCAGAUCGAUCCUGGUCUAGGCGAGGGUUAUUUAUAUCUAAAGAAAAUUCAAAAAAGAUUGACAGAUAACCUAAAAUAUGUAAGAAUGCAAUACAAAGUCACAUAUGAAAGAGAACUCUAUGAUGUUCAGGAUGCAAAAGAGACAGGUAAACGUGUGAUGCACGAGUUCGAGCAACGCGGCGGUAGCAUGCAGUGUGUGCUGAGUGUGGUGAAUGUGUGUCUGGCGCUCAUACUGCUGCGAAUAGUGCUGGCGGCGCAGGCGCACCAUGACAGAUAUCUCACCAACAUCACAUACGACAAUAUAUACAUCACCUCCUACUUCAAGAGAAUCGAUAAGAGACGGAAAUUGAAGAAUAAGUGUUCAUUACUUCCGUUGAAAAAGAUGGAACGCAACAAGUACGUAGACGUGCACUCGUUGGAGUACAAAUCGUCGCAGCGCAGUCAGAUAGUGACUCCUAUCCACAAGGUGCUACUGGAGGUGGUGACAGCGACCACCUUCGUCAUGCUGGACAGACUCUUCUACGAGGCGCUCGAUGUAGUGCGACAACACGCGGAAGUUGGUGUCGCGCAGCAGGGCACUAGGGAUUUGGAGAUUGAAGUGGAGGGCCAAGGCACAGUCGCGACCAUGAUGCGUAACAUUCUAAGUCAAUUGAACGAGACACGCCACGUGCACGUGUCCAACGAGCUGUGUCUCCCACACCCUCGCGCUAUGCCCACUAUAUACUUCAUCAAGAUAUACUGCGGAUAUCUCUGGAUACUUCUACUUCUAUAUUUGAACCCUUACACAUUGCGUUUGAACAGGUUGAUAUGUAGUUACUUCUACCCUAAGCGGGAGAAGCAACGCAUACUGCACUUGUAUAACGACAUUCUCAAGAAACGUAUGAAGAUGCAAAAGACGCUGCGGAGGAAAGCGCUUCAAGCGGUACGAGCGCAAUACCUCUCUGGAGAGAACUUGCGCAGUUUGAGAAUGAGGUUUCCACAACUGCUCGGCUGGCUGUCAGUGUUCCCAGCUGCGAGAAUGACUUGCCUUAUAUGCGGAGAAACUGAACCUAGGUGUAAUUCGUCGUGCGGGUUCGCGUGGUGUGACGAGUGCUGGCGCGCGGGCGGCGGCCGCUGCCUCGCCUGCGACCCGCUCACCCGGCUCAGCGACCUCGACUCACUUAGUGAAGAUCAACUCGAAUAUUAA